CCUCCACCUCCACCACCACCGCCUCCCCCUCCUCCCCCUCCACCUCCGCCGCCUCCUCCUUCCCCUCCUCCACCGCCUCCUCCGCCACCACCCAAACCCCGGAAACCCACCAAACCAUUCCUCUUCCCAGAAACCAAAUCCAGUGUUCUUCCUGAUCCUUCCAAGUUCUUUGCUCAGCACCUUCUCUCAUAUCCUCUGCCCACAAAUUCUUUCUUCCAAAAUUUCGUUCUCAAGAACGGUGAUCAACCUGAAUAUAUUCACCCCUAUCUCAUUAGAUCCUCCAAAUCUUCCCUCACCAUCUGUUACCCCUCUCAAUUCUAUAACCCCGCUUUCGCCUGCCAAAUUUUCACUGCCGAUCUCACCAUAUCCACACUAAACAACCCAAACCAGGACACAUCCCACAUUGUUUCAUCAUUUAGUGAUCUCAGUGUUACUCUACACUUCCCCUCCAACAAUCUUCAGUUCUUUCUGGUUAGGGGUUCCCCUUUCUUGACAUGUAGCCUCGACACCAAAGAGGAGCUUUCCAUUUCAACAAUCCAUUCAAUUCUUAAAUGUCGAUCCCAGCACAACCGGACAAAAUACAUCCUUAAGCUCAGCAAUAACCAGACUUGGCUUGUAUACACUUCUUCACCUAUAAACUUUAAUCUUGAUACCUAUAAAAUCACUUCUGCUCCCUUUUCAGGUGUAAUUCGGGUUGCUCUCUUGCCUGAUUCGGACCCAAAAUGUGAAGCAAUUCUCCACCGCUUCAGCCAUUGUUAUCCUGUAAGUGGUGAAGCCGUUUUCAGAAGGCCAUUUUGUGUGGAGUACAAAUGGGAAAAGAAAGGGUCUGGGAAUUUGCUCAUGCUUGCACACCCUCUUCAUCUCAAGCUUCUGUCAGAUACUGAUUGCACAGUAACUAUUUUGGAGAGAUUGAAGUAUAACAGCAUUGAUGGCCAGCUUGUUGCUGUUGCUGGAGAUUCAUGGGCUCUGAAAAGAAAACCAAUCACUGUAACCUGGCAUUCAAUUAAGGGUAUCAAUGAGGAAUCAUGUUCUGAGAUAAUCACUGCACUCAUUAGAGAUGUUAGGGCUCUGGAUCAGAAGGAUAUUGCCACCAAGUCAUUUUAUUCUCAGGGGAAGUUGAUUGCAAGAGCUGCAAGGUUGGCAAUGGUAGCUGAAGAGCUUUGUUAUUUUGAUGUUAUCCCGAAAAUCCGGGAGUUCUUGAAGGAUACAAUUGAGCCAUGGUUGACUGGAAGUUCUGGAGCGAAUAAUGGAUUCUUGUAUGAAUCCAAAUGGGGUGGCAUUGUGACUAAAAAGGGGUGUUCAGACAGUGGAGCUGACAAUGGAUUUGGAACCUAUAACAGCCACCAUUCCCAAAUUGGAUACUUUAUCUAUGGAAUUGCAGUGCUUUCCAAGAUUGAUUCUGUGUGGGGAAGGAAGUACAAGCGCCAAGCUUAUUCCCUAGUGGGGGAUUACAUGAAUUUGGGAAGGCGAGAGGGAUCGCAUUAUCCAAAGCUGAGAUGUUUCGACCUGUGGAAACUCCAUUCUUGGGGUGGAGGGUUAACAGAAUUUGCAGACGGGCGAAACCAGGAGAGUACCAGCGAAGCAGUAAAUGCAUAUUACUCAGCAGCAGUGCUGGGAGUGGCCUUCGGGGACCCACACCUCGUCGCCAUAGGCUCCACCCUCUCAGCCCUGGAAAUCCUGUCAGCUCAAACAUGGUGGCACGCGAGAGAUGGAGACACUAUCCACCCAGAGGACUUCAAAAGGGAGAACCGCCUGGUUUCCGUUCUGUGGGCUAAUAAAAGAGACAGCAACCUGUGGUUUGCACAGGCUGACCGGAGAGAAUGCCGGGUGGGAAUUCAGCUCCUGCCAUUACUUCCAAUCAGCGAAUCCCUGUUUUCCGAUAUCCGGUUUGUGAAACAAGUGGUGCAGUGGACUAUGCCGGCCCUGGCAAUAGAAGGGGUGACAGAUAAGUGGAAGGGAUUUGUGUAUGCUUUGGAAGGACUAUAUGAUAAAGAGGGUGCAUUGGAGAAGAUAAGGAAUUUAUAUGAAUAUGAUGAUGGGAACUCUCUAACAAAUCUUCUAUGGUGGAUUCACAGUAGAGGUGAUAAUGAAGGUGUGGGAAGUGAUGAUGUAGGAAGGCAAUUCUGCUGGUCGCCUGGUUACUAUUCAUGGAAGGAUUGUAUGUCUCCCCAAUACCACAUCACUUGGUAUCCCGUAAAUCAAAUAUAAAUAUAUAAUUCUAUCUUUAUAUUAUACCUUGCCGAGUGUGAUAUAAAUUGUUUAUCAUUUUAAUUGGUUAUUAUUUUGAAUCAAAUAAAAUAAUGACUUAUUAGUUAUUA
Ipomoea triloba (trilobed morning glory) is the source of this 2318-nucleotide messenger RNA. Its product is annotated as probable endo-1,3(4)-beta-glucanase ARB_01444. Gene Ontology annotation, molecular function: endo-1,3(4)-beta-glucanase activity. The annotation marks the transcript as partial. Lineage: Eukaryota; Viridiplantae; Streptophyta; Magnoliopsida; Solanales; Convolvulaceae. The transcript has a single exon. The record is from RefSeq and is a predicted model, not a curated record.